AUGCGCAAAGGUUUGAUAUUGUUCCUGGUGUGCAACCUCCUCAUUAUUGGGUUUCUGGUGAAUUUUCUGUUCACCCUCAUCACUUUGCUGUUUGAGGACUGCUCAGCGGACGCCAUUCAUUCCGUCGAUAUUCCGGCUCCCAAUUCGCAGCUCAUCGAUUCACGACCCCAACUGAUCCCGAAAAUCAUUCACCAAACAUGGCAGAACGAGACCGUUCCCGAGAAAUGGCAGGGGGCUCAGCAGUCGUGUCUGGACCUGCACGGAGAUUACGAGUAUAAGGUUCGUCAGCCGUUAUUCUCGUCCUAGGGGUAAAAACUUUAAAUGUUGAGGGAAGGGUCUUGGCUGAAUCAAUUCGACGAUCGUGCAGCUCUGGACAAAUGAGAAAGCGAGGGACUUUGUAGCCAAGGAGUACCCGUGGUUCAUCGGAACCUACGAUAGCUAUCCUUACCCCAUCAUGCGCGCCGAUGCUAUUCGAUACUUCGUCUUGGCACAUUUUGGCGGCAUCUAUAUCGACCUGGACGAUGUAAGUUGGGUGAUGGAUGGGGGAGGGGUCACGUUACCCCUGCUGAUCAUUUUCACUAGGGCUGCAACCGGCGACUAGAUCCAUUACUCUCGUACCGCGCUUGGGUCCGAAAGACCAUUCCUACCGGCAUUUCUAACGAUGCCAUGGGAGCCGUUCCACAACAUCCGUUUUUCCUGCGUGUUAUCGAAAGUCUUCAAACCUAUAAUCGUAAUUGGCAUGUCCCCUACAUUACUGUGAUGUAUGGUACCGGCCCGCUGUUUCUCAGCGUUAUCUGGAAGGAGUACAUCCGUUGGGGAACGACCGAGGAGGGAAGAGUCAGAGUUCUCAUGCCGGAAGAGUAGACUAACCCCUCACCGCUCGGGCUUGCCGGCCGGCUAAUUGUGAGCCACAGAUACAACAAGAAUCCUUGGAGUUUUUUCGCGGUAUACAAGGGCUCUUCGUGGCAUUCCAGCGACGCCAAAACCAUCUUUUGGAUGGGUCAGCACUGGCUAUUCCUGACUGUCUCCGGCUUUUCUCUUGCCAUCACGCUGUACGUUACGGGGUUUUGGAUUUACAAGAGACUCCAUCUUCGCAACGCAAACUAUACCGAGCAGCCGUCACCUUGGUGGUGGUGGCCGCGCCGGGAGGCCGCAGUCGGAGCUGGUUUCAAGAGACUGCCAAAGCACGAGGUAUAG
Tuber aestivum (summer truffle) is the source of this 1197-nucleotide messenger RNA. Lineage: Eukaryota; Fungi; Ascomycota; Pezizomycetes; Pezizales; Tuberaceae. The record is from the annotation of a GenBank genome assembly.